AUGGUUAAUGAUGGCUGCCGACCAGCUACUUCUGUUGAACAACAGUCACCAACCUCACCUACCAGCUCUAUUAAAUUCGCCUUCCCCGCACGAUUUCCCAAUCAACGUCCAUUUUUCCUUUCCCUCCUCUCUCCUUUCCCAAUCUCUCUUUUUCCCCAAUCUCCCAGGUCGAAUCCCCCUCCAGCCAUUCUCGUCGUCACCGUCACUGCCCGCCUCGUUGCUUGCCGCCGCUCCCCCGAGGCCACCUCAACCACUCCCCCCGGUUCCCUUCCGUCCUCAGAGGCUCCUUUAACGUCAUCGACGGUCCGCCGAGCUCUACUGCCAGAAACUCAGAUGAGAUUGCAAAGCUGUUUCCGAAUCUGUUUGGAUAGCCAUCGGCAAUGGUGGUGGCGGGAGAUGGUGAAUUGGGUCAAAGUUUCAAGAUUGGCGUGGUUCUGUCAGGAGGACAGGCUCCUGGUAGGCACAUUGUGAUUUCUGGAAUUUUUGGUGAGGAUUUUUCUACUUAAAUCUAAGUUGUGGACAUAUAAAGAUUGUUUUUUUUUUUGGAAUGAAUUAAUGAAGUUCCAAUUUCAUUUUGUUGUA
Molecule: messenger RNA, 582 nt
Organism: Malania oleifera
Lineage: Eukaryota; Viridiplantae; Streptophyta; Magnoliopsida; Santalales; Ximeniaceae
Exons: 4
Coding region: 1-471 (156 amino acids)
Source: RefSeq, a predicted model, not a curated record